AUUGUUCGGAGAAGGUUUCAAGAUAGAAGUGUCGAUGUUUAGAUUGAUGAGAGAUGAUCAAAGCAAAUGUGUAUUCAUGUUCAAAGCUUAGAUUUUUAUAUCAUCGGACCUUUUUGAGCGGACCAAGUUUUGUUCAAGAACGAGAUUCUCGGAGUUUAGAUGCGUUUGUCUCAUCACUUAUCGCUUCUAUAAACUCUUGUGUCUCCGUUGACCAGUGUCGUUCGCUUCAUUGUAAGAUAGUGAAGAAUGUGAGUUAUCGCCAUGGGUUCAUUGGGGACCAGCUUGUUGGUUGUUACUUGAGAUUGGGUCAUGAUGUUUGUGCAGAGAAGCUGUUCGAUGAAAUGCCUGAUAGAGAUUUAGUCUCUUGGAACUCGUUAAUAUCUGGGUAUUCAGGGAGAGGAUAUCUGGGGAAAUGUUUUGAGGUGUUAUUGAGGAUGAUGAGAUCUGAGGUGGGUUUGAGACCCAAUGAAGUUACGUGUUUGUCGAUGAUCUCGGCUUGUGUUCAUGGGGGUAGUAAGGAGGAAGGACGUUGCCUUCAUGGGUUGGUGAUGAAGUCUGGUGUCCUUGAGGAAGUGAAAGUUGUGAACGCUCUUAUCAAUUGGUAUGGAAAGACUGGAGAUUUGACUGCGUCCUGCAAAUUGUUUGGGGAUUUGAGUGUAAAGAAUUUGGUUUCGUGGAAUACUAUGAUUGUGAUUCACUUGCAAGAUGGUUUAGCCGACGAAGGUUUGGUUUACUUCAACAUGAGCAGAAGGGUUGGGCAUAAGCCUGAUCAAGCCACGUUUCUGUCUGUUCUCCGUGUCUGUGAAGCCGUCGGGGUAGUGAGAUUAGCUCAAGGAAUUCACGGGCUAAUCAUGUUUUGUGGGUUCAAUGCAAACAAGUGUAUAACUACAGCGUUGUUAGACUUGUAUGCAAAACUUGGGAAGUUGGAGGAUUCGUCUACGGUUUUUCGUGAGAUUACUUCUCCAGAUAGUAUGGCGUGGACCGCAAUGCUUGCUGCUUAUGCCACUCAUGGGUAUGGGAGAGACGCUAUCAAGCAUUUUGAGCUCAUGGUUCACUAUGGGAUUAGCCCUGAUCAUGUAGCCUUCACUCACUUGUUAAAUGCUUGUAGUCACGCGGGUCUUGUAGAAGAAGGGAAGCAUUAUUUCGAGACAAUGUCAAAAAGAUACAGAAUUGAGCCGAGGUUAGAUCACUACUCAUGUAUGGUUGAUCUCAUGGGUCGAUCGGGGCAUCUUCAGGAUGCUUAUGGAUUGAUCAAAGAGAUGCCAAUGGAGCCGAGCUCUGGUGUUUGGGGAGCAUUGCUUGGUGCUUGUAGGGUUUACAAAGAUACCCAACUCGGAACAAAAGCUGCAGAGAGACUGUUUGAAUUAGAACCUUGUGAUGGUAGAAACUAUGUAAUGCUCUCAAACAUCUAUUCAGCUUCUGGUCUGUGGAAAGAUGCUUCAAGAAUAAGGAAUCUGAUGAAACAGAAAGGUCUCGUAAGAGCUUCAGGGUGUAGCUACAUUGAGCAUGGUAAUAAGGUGCAUAAGUUUGUUGUGGGAGAUUGGUCUCAUCCUGAAUCAGAGAAGAUACAGAAGAAGCUGAAAGAGAUAAGGAAGAAGAUGAAGAGUGAGUUGGGAUUUAAAUCAAAAACAGAGUUUGUAUUGCAUGAUGUUGAUGAAGAUGUGAAAGAGGAAAUGAUUAAUCAACACAGUGAGAAGAUUGCAAUGGCGUUUGGGCUUUUGGUGAUUAGUCCAAUUGAGCCAAUUAUCAUAAGGAAGAAUCUUAGGAUUUGUGGGGAUUGCCAUGAAACAGCAAAAGCAAUUUCAUUGAUUGAACAAAGGAGACUCAUUAUUAGAGAUUCUAAGAGGUUUCAUCAUUUCUCACAAGGAUCAUGCUCUUGCAAAGAUUAUUGGUAGUUUCUUAGUUUUUCA
Capsella rubella is the source of this 1910-nucleotide messenger RNA. RefSeq names its product pentatricopeptide repeat-containing protein At5g40410, mitochondrial. The record is from RefSeq and is a predicted model, not a curated record. Bases 54 to 1895 code for a protein of 613 amino acids. The transcript has a single exon. Gene Ontology annotation, molecular function: RNA binding; protein binding; zinc ion binding. Gene Ontology annotation, biological process: RNA modification. NCBI's taxonomy places the organism in Eukaryota, Viridiplantae, Streptophyta, Magnoliopsida, Brassicales, Brassicaceae.